This is a messenger RNA of Drosophila innubila, 1771 nucleotides long. RefSeq lists its product as uncharacterized. NCBI's taxonomy places the organism in Eukaryota, Metazoa, Arthropoda, Insecta, Diptera, Drosophilidae. The record is from RefSeq and is a predicted model, not a curated record. Bases 132 to 1718 code for a protein of 528 amino acids. The transcript has a single exon.
CUGGGUCAAAUUAAUUCCUGUUUGAUUGGGUAAGUAGUCCGGUUUUUAUUCUCAGCUUGAUAUUUACAAAAAUUCUGAUGUCGUAAUACCAAAAAAAAUUGUUUUUUUCGGAUCAUAAAAAAAGUACAUAAAUGUCAGACGGGGCUCUGAAUUUUGUGUCCAUGGACGCCGUUAAUAAAACAGAUCAGCGCAAUAGGAAACGCAGCUUUCUCAUCACUGUAGACGAUAAUGGGAAGAUCGAAGUCAACCCUAAAGAUGAGACGCUGAAGGAAACUUGCAACUUCCAACAAAAAAAAAGCAAUCUCAAAAUAAAGAAGGCAUCGCGAACAGGAAAACAGCGGAUACGUAUAGCACUGAUCGAGGAGAAUGCGGACAGCUCUGAGGAGGAUCAGGAGGUGGCUGAAGACAAGAACGAUGUGCUGAGCCUUGAUGCGCAGUCCUUUGAGGCAAUGCAUGAUCGGUUUAUUAGAAUCUACAAUAAGAAUCUCCACGGCAAGCCGAGCUUUGUGGUGCUGGAGGAUGCUCUGGUGCGCAAGCGUAUCGAGGAUACGCUGCAGGAUCACUACAGUCGCACCACCUGCCAUUGCCAUGCCCAGCAACAGACAUCGUCCUGCGACAUUGGCGCCCACACAGGAUCCCAGACCGAUGAGUUCUUGCUGCAAUACGCUCUGCGCUCUCAGAUCAAGGGACACAGCAGAGGCUGCCAGGCAACCGAUGUCAAUAUUGGGAGUCCCCAGGCCAACAACAGCAAAAGGAACCUCCAGGUACCCUCCCUACGUCGGCUGAACCAAGUGCACCACAGCAAUCAAUCAGAAGCAACAGCAACGAGCAAUACCACUGCACCACAUGUAACCAUCAGUUUUGUACCACCGAAUGCAGCAACCGUGCCUGCUGUUGUCCAACCACAGCAACAGCCACUACAACAACAAUUAUUGCUGCCAGCAACCAGUCAGAGUCAAGUCCAUUGUUGCAGUAGCCACUGCGCUUGUGGUAACUGCAACAAUUGCUGUCUGCAAUUGCCAGCAAAUAGUAGCAGCUGCGCCGCCUGCUUUUUGAAGUCGCAACAGCAACACCCCCAACAGCAGCACCUUGGAAUAUCAUCAAAUUAUGUAAACAAUUGUCACAGUAAUUGUUGCUUGUUGAGGCCAUCGUUGGCACAGGCCACACUCGGAUAUUGCAUGCCCGGCCAUUGCAGCCAGCAGAUGUUGCUAGUACCGGAAACAUCGACCCAGCAGCAACGUCUGGAUUAUUCCAUUUCCAAUUGGCCUACACAAUCCUAUAAUCCCUGUCACUACUAUCCGAUGCCCACAUGCAACAUGGCUGCAUUCGGAGUGCCACAUUGUGCUAGUUGCCACAUGCCACAAGCGCAACAACAGCUACAGCAGCAACAUGUCUCUCAAACUGACAGCAGCAACAUGGAUAACAGUUUUGCAACCUCUCAUCCUUUAAAUCCAACCACUACGGAGCCACAAUCUAAAUCAGGACUUUCUAAAAUGAAGGAGAGCAACAAGCUGGAGCAACCAAAGGAGUUGGGAAACAGUGUCUCCCAGAAAAUUAAUAAGAAAGAGCGUUCCAAGGCGACGCCAUCUAAACUCUACAUGGCACGUUUUGGACGCACCUGCUUGAUACUGAAACCCAACGUAUCUUCAAUGCCACCCCGUCUGCACACAAAGCCCAUUAGUCGUACCACCUCGGAUAUGGCUUUGUCACAGAAGUGACAACAGUAAAAAUGAUUACUUUUUUCUAAUAAACAUCAAAUAGAUCCGAAAAA